Amphimedon queenslandica is the source of this 743-nucleotide messenger RNA. Its product is annotated as 7,8-dihydro-8-oxoguanine triphosphatase-like. Gene Ontology annotation, biological process: DNA protection. The record is from RefSeq and is a predicted model, not a curated record. Gene Ontology annotation, molecular function: 8-oxo-7,8-dihydroguanosine triphosphate pyrophosphatase activity. Lineage: Eukaryota; Metazoa; Porifera; Demospongiae; Haplosclerida; Niphatidae. Bases 60 to 638 code for a protein of 192 amino acids. Gene Ontology annotation, cellular component: cytoplasm. The transcript is spliced from 3 exons.
GCUGGCUGGGCUACUACUGGGGCCUGCUCCUCAGCAGCCUUCCCGCUAGUCAUAGUUGUAUGCCGUCUAGAUGGAUGGCUCAUUCCUCCUUCUCUUCUGAUCACUUUAUAGGUGUGGAUCUACUGGGCGUGGCUAGAGCUAUUUUGGGCGGGGCUAAAAUCAUGAGCACUUGCAAAAAUAAAGUCCUCACUUUGGUAUUUGUUUUAAGGCCAGGGGAAGUUCUUUUGGGUUAUAAAAAGAGAGGGUUUGCUCAAGGAUGGUGGAAUGGGUUUGGAGGUAAAGUUGAGGCUGGAGAAACCAUUGAAGAAGGAGCCAAAAGAGAGUUACAUGAAGAAAGUGGUCUAUCUGUCAGCAAUGAAUUGGAUCAUGUUGGAGUACUAAUGUUUGAAUUUGUCAAUGAUCCUGUGCUACUAGAAGUACACGUGUAUCGCACGUACUCUUAUACAGGAACUCCCAUAGAAACGGAAGAAAUGAAGCCACAAUGGUUCAAGCAUCAAGAUAUACCAUACAAGGACAUGUGGCCAGAUGAUAAACUAUGGUACAGUUUAAUGUUAAAUGGCAAAUACUUUAACGGGAACUUUAAAUUUGAGGGACUAACUAAUUUGCUAGAGUACGAAAUUAACGAAAUAACUAAAUGAUUGUGCUGGGCCAUCCCCUUGGUCCACUCCAUCUUCUCCAGUGUUGACAAUUGUCACACUACAUAUGAAAUGAUUAUAUUUAUUAUUAAUUAUUAUUAUCAUUUG